GCUGGGGCGGAGCACGUGUCACCGUGCGGAGGGCAGAGGCGAGCGGAGCCCAGAAGCUGGCGAGUCGGCAUCUCAUCUUAGAAACAAGAAACUCAUCUCCCCGUCCCCCCUCCGCUGCCUGCCGGGCGCCCAUCCUGUUUUUCGGGGAACUCAGGAAAGUGCCCUGAGGGUGACCAACCUCCGUGCAAGGACAGACACCGCAGGCUCCCUCAGGGGAAACUGAGGACCAUCCCUUCAGACCCAACCCGGGCACCAUGAACAGGGCAGGACGCCUGGCUCCGCCCCGCCUCUUGAUUCUGCUGUUGGUCCUCCCCCUCCACCCCGAAGUCCUCCUGGCAGAUAGGAACAAGGAAAAGGAAUUGGUUCUGGGCGAAGCUGGCAAGGAGGUCCGGCUGCCUUGCCGUUCAAAGGAGAAGAAAGAUGUGGCUUUCAUCUGGAAGCAGCCGGACGGGGCCAUGGUCAUACGCGGGGGAGGCCCGUCCGUCAAAGGAAAAGGACCGACCCAGCUCCAGAACCGAGUGAUCUUUCCCGACCAAAAAGAUCUGGGCAACUUCCCUUUGAUCAUCCAAAAUGCGGAGCUGGCGGACUCCAAGACCUACUUCUGCGAGGUGGAAGGCAGCAAGAAAGAAGUCCAGCUGCUGGUGUUGAGGAUGUCCAUCGCUGGCUUUAACCCGCUGUCCGCCUCCGGAAGUAUCUCCUUGCUGACUGGCAUGAGAAUGAAUGUGACCCUGCACGGGCAGUUAUCUGUAGCCAUUUUGUCUGCGGUGUUGCAAGGACCAAAAGGCAAGAAAUCGAGCCCCCAGAAACUGACCUCUGACCCGCUGGUCACCCCGCCCUUGGGCAUCGAGGAUUCUGGACUUUGGAAAUGUAUCGUGUCCGUUCCCGCCAGGUCCUCUGAACCUCUGACCAUGGCUUUCAACAUCCAGGUGCAAGGCUUUCAGAAGCCCUCGGAGACGUUCUACGGAGUGGCCAAUGAGUCGGUCACAUUCGCCUUCCCCCUCAACUUCAAGCCCUCGGAACUGAGCGGGGAACUGGACUGGAACCAGAAGGAACCCUUCGACCUCUCGGCCACCCUCUCCCUGAAGAACGAAAAGCAGCGCUGGGUCUGGAGAUCGGCGAAACUGGGGCCCACGGAGGAGGGCUCGGGCCACAACCUCAGCUUCAGGGUGAAUCGCCUCCGGACCCAGCACGCCGGCUCGGGCUGCCUCCGCCUGAGGAUCGAGAAUCAACCCAGCGGGAAGUUGGAGCAGAAGGUCGAGCUGGUGGUGAUGGAAGUAUCGGUGAACCGGACGCCGGAGAGGACCCUCCCGAAGCUGAAGUGUGAGGUGCACGGCCCUGAGUUGUCCUCUUCCGCGCUGGAGGUCUGCUGGGCCCUGGGAAACAAGUCAGAGGAGUGUCAGAAGCAGCGGGUACAGGUGGAACCCGAGGAGGCCGGGAUCUGGAAGUGCCAGCUCAGAUCCAACAGUCAGAUCCUUCUGCGAAAGAUCAUCCGACUGGAGGAGACCAGGGUGCUGAGCAGACACCUGCUGCUGGGGAGCGGGCUGGGGGUCAGCUCCGGCCUGCUGCUGGCCAUCGGGCUGGUAGUGUUUUGCUCUGCCAGGCGCCGGCACCGACGGCAGCGGGCUGAGAGGGUAUCCCAGAUCAGGAGGCUCCUGAAUGACAACAAGACCUGCCAGUGCCCCCACCGAUUCCAGAAGCGAGGUUUCCCCGUGUGAGCCUCUGGGUCACCCCCUCCCCUCGCUGCCAGCCUUCCGGCCUGUCUCUGUGCCACCCGCCCCGGGAAGCCCAGGCGGGCAGCCCGGAGGCAGGAUGUACGGAGCCGGGUCAAGCCGACUUCUGCCAAUCCCCCGCCCCACGGUCCUCUGGUACAGGAUAAACUUUCUGCUUCCUAAACAGCCUGGACCACCCCUCCUGCCUCUCCAUCCCCUGCCCGCCCCUUCCCCGUGGCCCGGAUCCGGCCUUGGGACGCCCAACUUUCCCGCCCCUGACCCACUGGAGGUCAUCUCGUCCAUCCCCCUGCCUUCAGGCCGGACCGCACCACCCAAACAGGCUGAUGGGCGCGCCCGGGGAAGCAGGCGCUCCCUCUGGAAGUCUCCCUUCGAUCCCGCCCGCUGCUGUUUCAGCCCCGUUUUCUCUUGUUCUGUCCUCAGUGGAGGAGUGGGGGCCACCGACCCCUGGAAAAUUCCCCUUCAGAGUACUGAAGAUGUGGUCGCCGGGCAGCCGCUUCUCCCGCACUUCCUCCAU
This is a messenger RNA of Tachyglossus aculeatus (Australian echidna), 2244 nucleotides long. It is a transcript of the gene CD4, whose product is annotated as CD4 molecule. The coding region runs from base 255 to 1715 and encodes 486 amino acids. NCBI's taxonomy places the organism in Eukaryota, Metazoa, Chordata, Mammalia, Monotremata, Tachyglossidae. The transcript is spliced from 11 exons. Gene Ontology annotation, molecular function: MHC class II protein binding; protein tyrosine kinase binding. The record is from RefSeq and is a predicted model, not a curated record. Gene Ontology annotation, cellular component: membrane raft; external side of plasma membrane. Gene Ontology annotation, biological process: interleukin-15-mediated signaling pathway; positive regulation of ERK1 and ERK2 cascade; cell adhesion.